CAAGAUAUACACCAUUCUCUUCCUCCGACAAAUCCAAGCAGAGACAUGCCGGAUCCAGCCAAAGCCGACGCGGUAGGGGGCGAGCUGUCGGAGGCAGAAUACCGCAAGAUCUCAUCACGUCCGCACAUGAAGUUUAACGACAUGACGUCCGAAGUUUGUACGGAAACCAUCGAAAUCAUCACGAUGGCCGUGGACAAGCACGUGCCGCUCAAGAACUACGAGGCGGCGGCACAGCUGAUCAAGCAAAGCAUGGACAAGAAAUUCGGGUCGUUCUGGCACUGCUUCAUAGGCGAAGGGUAUGGCUUCGACAUCAGUUACCAGCAGCGACACAUGUUGUAUAUGUACGUGGGCGAAAUCGGGAUCUUAGUGUACAAGUGUUGAGUCCUUACUGGAAGCCGGCCAGCCACCAUCCGUCGAUCACAGUCGAAACACGAUAUCUACAGUAAGGUUAAUCGUGCGUUUGCAUUUGUCA
Aphanomyces astaci is the source of this 472-nucleotide messenger RNA. RefSeq lists its product as hypothetical. Gene Ontology annotation, cellular component: dynein complex. The transcript has a single exon. Gene Ontology annotation, biological process: microtubule-based process. Bases 46 to 381 code for a protein of 111 amino acids. The record is from RefSeq and is a predicted model, not a curated record. Gene Ontology annotation, molecular function: dynein light intermediate chain binding; dynein intermediate chain binding. NCBI's taxonomy places the organism in Eukaryota, Oomycota, Saprolegniomycetes, Saprolegniales, Verrucalvaceae.